Messenger RNA from Uranotaenia lowii, 7239 nucleotides. RefSeq names its product protein O-mannosyl-transferase Tmtc3 (gene Tmtc3). Gene Ontology annotation, cellular component: endoplasmic reticulum. Gene Ontology annotation, biological process: protein O-linked glycosylation via mannose. The record is from RefSeq and is a predicted model, not a curated record. The transcript is spliced from 12 exons. NCBI's taxonomy places the organism in Eukaryota, Metazoa, Arthropoda, Insecta, Diptera, Culicidae. Gene Ontology annotation, molecular function: protein binding; mannosyltransferase activity. Bases 2317 to 5664 code for a protein of 1115 amino acids.
CAAAUCAGUCUCUCGGUAACUGCAAUGUCGAACGGACGCUUCGGAACGAACCUGCCCCGAGUGUGAAGCAUCGUGCGAGCUUCUCGGUCUUCGUCGUCGUCGCCGCGGUUUUUUUUUUCUAUGGUGUCGUCCUCUGGAAGUCUCCGCCGUCUCGGUGGUCAAUCGAUUUUAUUUUUCGGUAAAGACACUUUAAGCCGGGUAUGACUUUAAACUUUGCUGGAGUUAACCCUUCGAAGAAAGUUUAACCUUUUUGGGAGUAGUUUUUUCGCCUUUUCUCGAGUUUUCUGAAGCUGCAAUCCAAGUUCCAGUUGGAGUUCGGUUCCAAUUGGACUGUUGCUUUAUGCUCUGGUGCUAUCGGUGAUUUUUCGGGAGAAUCGUCACUUUCGUCGUCGUGCGGUGUCUGGAUCGUUUUCGCGUGCUGCGUUCAAAGAGCGGAAUAGGAAGAGCAAAAGAGCGAAGCCAAAGAAUGCUGGACAAGAGAAUUGCUCGAUAAGCAGGCAAACGAAACGUUCUGUUUGGUCUCUGCAUGCGAUGGUGGCUUCUCGAUCCAAGCAAGCCAGCUUGGUGUGAGUGUUUGCGUAUCGAAAAUUGACAGCAGGCAGCUGGUGUAAACAGAAGAAAAAUAUUGUUAGCUGCUGGUGCAAAAGUGAAAAUUUCAGUAAAUUUUGUGAGAAAUGUAAACGCUAACGAAGCGAAAUUUGUCGGUGAUAAGUGACAAACGGAUCUGGAUUGUUCUGUGAAUGGAAACGAUUUGUUUUCCGGUCGAUAAAGUACUUUUUUCGAAUUGCGGCCCUCAACUAUUGGGACAGGUCUCGGGCACAGGUGUCCAAUUGGAAAACAGUCAGCUGGACAGGAGCUUUAAUGACACAAAGGUCAAACUGAUGCACAAUAUAGUGCAGUCCAAAAGCAGCCGCAUUAAUGUUCCGGAAACGGCCAUCCAUUUCCUUGAAGCAACUCUGGCCAUAGCAAGUGUUUGUUUACGUUUAUUAGGCACCCACAACCUCGUCCAAGCUAAACGAAUCUCGGUUCCGGUGCGGCCACCUUAUUGAGCCAUUUCUCCUGUGUGAAAUCUACCUUCUAGACCAACGAAAAGCCCUUCCGGAAGUAGAACUCCUCCUGAAAGAUGACAUUUCGGUGAUCCAGUUCCCGUGUUUUGUUUUUGGUGGCUCCGUUGAGCAGUUUCUCCACCUUUGCCGUAUUCCGAAUCUGUGCUCUGGGUGUGUUUGUGUGCGAGAGCCCAAAAAUUUGCCUCCCAAAGAAGUUCUUCAGAAGAAACAUCCCGAAUCUAGGGCAAAUAUUGAUGUAGGGUUGAUUUGUUAGACCCAAAAAAACCAGAACCAGGGCCAAUUCAACGUCAAUAAGAAGUCCCGGUUCCAACUAGAACCUCAGAAAAGCAGAAGUUAUCGCCCUAGUUAGUGUGAGUGUUGCUAGUGGCUGCAGCAUCCAUCGUCGAUUCUGCCUUUAAACGGAGAGAAAAAAAAAUCUUCACAACAGUGCAAGUGAGCCCUCAAUGCAGGGAAAAAGUCAGCAGCCAAAGCUGUUGAAAUAAGUGGAGGAGAAGCAAAGCAAAAGUCUUCAACCACCUCGUGUGUUUAAAUGUAAUGAAGCUGUUUGUUGUUAUUGUUAAUGUUGCCGCACCAGUCGGUUGAAAGAAAAUUGUGUCUGUGUUUGUGUGUGUCUGUGUGCGAAUUCCCCGUAUUCCGUGGGAAAAUUUGUUAGUAUCCUCUUAAAUAUUACGUCGGCAGCAGAGCGAUCAAAUCCGCAUCAAUAUCCGGGUUUCCCCGUGGUUCGCGCGCGCCAGCUUCCGCUGGAAAAACAAACACACGUCGCGUAUCGCGUGCAGGACUUCCAAAAUUUGCAAUUUAUCGCGUAGGCGAAGCGGCCUGGGUCUGGGCCUUAUCUUAAUGUCAUCGAAGCCGUAACCGGUCUCCGGCUUUCUGCCUGUCUGUCUGUUAGUCUGUCUGUUGUGGGUUGGUCUCAGUGUAGCAACCGGAAGCAGCAGGCUCCAGAUUGUAUAAAAAUUAUAUGUUAUUGCCUUGUCACCCGUCUGCCAUGUCUUGUUGCAAAUAAAUAGCAAGGUUUUGAGAAAAAAGGAAAAGAAAGGAAAAACUUUUUCCGAAACGAAAGUUUGCCGGAAAUCAAACCGGCGGCGUGUCGGGAAAAAGUUGGGCAUCUCUUUAAUGGUUAUUUUGUUUUUCCUGGUCAAUGGGUGUGGAGGUGAAAAUUUAUUCUUCCUAAGUUGAGCUGGGGGUGAUAAGAGUAUAGCAGUUUUUUCGGUUAUUAUUAUUGGAAUCGACGAAAAGUGAAAUAUUCAACAUGUCGUCCCAUCAUGUUUAUGGGGUGCUUAUAGCACUAACCUGUGUGUUGUGCUAUCAUAACAGCCUAAACUGCGGAUUUGUGUUCGACGAUAUCAGCGCGAUCAAGGAAAAUCGAGACCUGAGGCCGCACUCGUCGAUCAAGAACAUCUUCCUGAAUGACUUCUGGGGGACACCGAUGCAUAAGGAACAAAGCCAUAAAUCAUACCGGCCCCUGUGUGUGCUCACAUUCCGUUGGAACUAUCUGCUGCACGGGCUGGAGCCGGCCGGCUAUCAUCUGGUCAACAUGGUCCUGCACACGGUCGUCUCGCUCAUGUACUUCCGAAUGUGCGCCAUGUUGCUGUCCGAGGUGUCCAGCUUUGCGGCGGCGAUGCUCUUCGCGGUCCAUCCGAUCCACACCGAGGCGGUUACCGGUGUGGUCGGACGUGCAGAAACGCUAUCUUCGGUGUUUUUCCUGGCGGCGUUCAUUUUCUACACCAAGGCGACCCGGCGGAAAAGAUCAACAGGAUGGCGAUAUUUGUUGGUGGCAAUGGUUUUUGUUGCUACUGCCAUGCUUUGCAAAGAGCAAGGCAUCACCAUUACUGGAGUGUGUGCAAUCUACGAGAUUUUCGUCGCUCAAAAGAUCCGCCUGGGGGACAUCUACCAUUUGGCCCGCUCGGUAAUGAGCGGAAAGUCACUGCCCUAUCCGAGUGGCUGGUGGCCCCACGAGGCAACCCGGCGGCUGGCCGUCCUCUGUGUGGCCACGGUUGCCCUUCUCUUUGCCCGGCUGCAGAUCAUGGGUUCACAGCUGCCCGUUUUCACCCGAUUCGACAAUCCAGCCUCGGUUGCGACAACCCCAUCCCGGCAGCUGACCUAUAACUAUCUGGCAUCGGUCAACCUGUGGCUGCUGCUGUUUCCGUGUGACCUGUGCUGUGAUUGGACCAUGGGAACGGUUCCGCUGGUGGAAAGCUUCUCCGAUGCCCGGAACGCCGUCACUCUCGGGACCUACAGCUUGCUGGCCGUCCUAGCGUGGGUGGCCUUCGUGCAGCAAACGGACCGGUACAAGUCCGGGGUCAUCGUGAUGGGCCUAGCCUUCAUGAUUCUUCCAUUUCUGCCGGCCUCGAACCUGUUCUUCCCGGUGGGAUUCGUCAUUGCGGAACGGGUACUUUACAUGCCCUCGAUGGGUUUCUGCAUCCUGGUGGCGUACGGAUUCCAGCUGGUGUCGGAAAGGUGGUCCCGCAAGAUGACCUGGGCCUGCCUUGGGUUCCUGCUGCUAAGCCACUCGAUUAAGACCUACAAUCGUAACGCAGACUGGGAGUCUGAGUACACGAUCUUCAUGUCCGGCCUAAAAGUCAACCAGCGUAACGCCAAGUUGUUUAAUAAUGUUGGUCAUGCUCUGGAGAGCGAAGGAAAGUUCGAAGAAGCUCUUCAAUUCUUUCAUAAAGCCGUCAGCGUUCAAGAGGACGACGUCGGGGCACACAUUAACGUCGGCAGGACCUACAACCAUCUAAAGAUGUUCAAGGAAGCUGAACAAGCCUACCUUAAGGCGAAGUCAUUACUGCCGAAAGCAAAACCCGGCGAGUCCUAUCAAGCUAGGAUUGCCCCAAAUCAUCUGAACGUGUUCCUCAAUUUGGCUAAUUUAAUUUCCAAAAACGCCACUCGACUGGAGGAGGCAGAUUUGCUGUAUCGACAAGCCAUCAGUAUGCGUUCCGAUUACACCCAGGCGUACAUCAAUCGGGGCGACAUCCUGAUCAAACUGAACCGAACCAAAGAAGCGCAGGAAGUCUACGAAAGGGCGCUUCUCUACGACAGCACCAAUCCAGACAUCUACUACAACCUGGGAGUUGUCUUCCUGGAACAGGGCAAAGCUUCCCAGGCGCUGGCCUACCUGGACAAGGCCCUGGAGUUCGAUCCGGAGCACGAACAGGCCCUGCUGAAUUCGGCCAUCCUGCUGCAGGAACUGGGCCGACCGGAGCUGAGGAAAAUUGCUCGCGAACGGCUACUGAAACUGCUGGCCAAGGAUGAAUCCAACGAACGAGUCCACUUCAACCUGGGUAUGCUUGCGAUGGACGAUCGAAACACGGAUGAGGCGGAAAAUUGGUUCCGCCGGGCUGUGCAUCUGAAGCAGGACUUCCGAAGUGCCCUGUUCAAUCUGGCCCUGCUCUUGGCCGAUGACCAUCGGCCCCUGGAAGCGGCACCUUUCCUUAAUCAGCUGGUGAAGUACCAUCCCGAUCACAUCAAAGGCCUAAUAUUGCUCGGGGAUAUCUACAUCAAUAACAUCAAAGACUUGGAUGCAGCUGAAAAUUGCUACAAACGCAUCCUGCAGCUGGACCCGGUCAACAUCCAGGGCCUGCACAACCUGUGCGUGGUGUACGUGGAGCGGGGCAAACUGGGCCAGGCCCAGUCCUGCCUUUCGCACGCCCACCAGCUGGCCCCCGGCGAGGACUACAUCCUGCGCCAUCUGCAGAUCGUCCAGACCCGCAUCCAGCGACUGAGGACGACGGCCGCCCCCAGCCGGGAGAAGGAGAUUGCCUUCGCCGAGUUCGACCCGCGAGAGUUUGGCGGAAGCGGGUCCGGCCUGGUGGAGGAUUAUCUCCCCGGGUCUGCAACGUUAAUUAGUGAGAGUGGUAGUUCUGUUGUCGGGGAAGAGGCGGCAGAAACAUCCGGUGUAAAUAGUGACGACGGAGCAACUAGUUCUAGUUAUAGUCAGAGUAGUAGUAGCAGCAGUAGUCAUAACCAUAAUAAUCUGGAAACAUCAUUACCUCAUGCGACGGCAGCAGCAGCAGCAGCAUCCCGACGGCCAACGACGACGCCGACUGAGGGUGGCAGCCCUAGUAGAAGCAUUAGUUCAACAGAAAGCAACAGUGAUCCGAUAUUCAUCGAAUCAGACGAUUCAAUCUCCGAGACGCCUUCGCCGUCGCCGUCGUCGUCUUCUUCAUCGGUGGAUGCUUCCAGUCGGAAGGCGGCCUCAUUGCCGGCGUCGAGCAACAGUCGCCGAGAUCCGCAGCUGCCGCCUGUGGUGGCCAACGAUAGCCAUCAGCAUCGGCGCCAAGAAAGUGUACCCGAAUUUCGGGACGACACAACUAGUGAUGGUAGCAUCAGUAAUAGUGAUAGCAGAAGUAGUAGUAGGAGUAGUAGCGGCAGCACUUUAAGUGGAAACAGUCGAAUUGUCAGUAAUCACUUAGAGCAACAGCAACAGCAGCAUGCUUCUAGGGCGAGGGGGAGAAGGGGAAACUACCACCAUCAUCAUCAUCAGCAGCAACUUCAAAAUGGACCAACGUCGGCUGGCCCAUCAUCGUCGUCGUCAUCUGCGUCGACGUCCAAAUUAGUCGGAAAAGACAUGGACGACCCGUCAUCCGGGAUGUCAUAGCAUCAGAUUCUCAAUUACAAGUUAGACUGUUUCAAAAUUAAUUAGGGACUGAACCUCGUCGCCUGCCCCCCCUUAAUAGUACUGGGUACAGAUAGGAGAGUCUGUGCAAUAACUGAGACCCCCAUGCACGGUGUGUUUUUAGAAGCUUUUUAUUGGAAAAAAAAGUACCUAGCGCUAAAUUUCUCAUGAACCCAGUUAGCUUUUCCUGGUUUAAUUUUACUAAACAAAAUUGGACAAAGAGUCCCCAAAAUCCCCAAAAAGAUUUUUUUGAAAGCCUUUCUGUGUAAAACCAAUUGAAAAAUUUACUGUUUUAAUGACAUAAAACAAAAAGCAUGAAUUUUUAAGAAACGUUUACAUGAGUAAUUUUGAAUUUUAAGGUUUGUAUGGAAAAAUUGAAUAUUUUGAACUGAACCACCAACAUCAUUUUUGAUUCUUCCGUGGAACCGAGCCUGCUUAUAGUUUUUGUACCAAUUUAUAAAUUCUCUAAAGGAAAUUUUCCGCUGAAAGACUUCUUUGAAGCCCGUAGCUUCGUAUGUUACUAGGCAAAAAAGUUAUAAGGCGUUGAAUGAGGGAUGUCUUUUGGCAUUGAAAAACAAAAAAUUCGAUUGAAAUCAUUGCUGGGUGUCUAGCGGAGGUAUUGCAUGACUAAUUUUGAAGCAAUACUUCGCUUUCUUCUGAAUUUUCUCAAAAAAUAAGCGUUUGGUGCUGUUUUUUUCUUCAGAACAUCUCCUAAAAAUACACCGUGUCCCGUGGGGUCUCGUUUUCCAGGGUAACGACCAGUGUGCGAGUGGGAGGACGGUUUUUUUUCCUUUUUUGGAAUAAUUUUGGAACCUGCAUUACACUAUAUAACCCCGCCCCCUUGUCCGGGACUGAACUGAUGAUGAAGUUGCGCGCUAGUAGAUUGAUGAUGAUGCUGGCUGCUCCCCGUGUCGUAGGACUUGAACGUUGAAGGCAAGCGAAUGAGCGAGUGAGUCGGACCGUUUGAAUGUGGAACUUUUUCGAAGCAAAAAUUGUAAUGAUGAUGGUUAUACGGCGGCGAUAGUUUUGAUGAGGAUACUUUAUUCUAUUAGAAUGUGGAAAAUGCGUGCAUUGGACGACCUGCUGAAUGAAAAUGGGAAAAAAAACUUACACAGAACUGAUAUGAGGGUGCACGGACGAGAGAGUUUUGGUCCACCCACACAGAACACACAUUCCGUUCACUGAAGGGGUCAUUAAAAGUUUCUGCUCACAUAGUUCUCGUUAUCCGACCAUUUUGAUUAAUUAUCGCAAGGGAUAUCCCUUGCGCAGAUGAUUUUCAACUAGUUACUGUGUAAACACUUGAUUUUUUCUUUCUCAGAAGCCCAUUUUCCUGACUGAGAUAACUUUUCCCAGUUGCAGUAUUAGGGCUCAUUAAUUCAAAUAAACAGGAGUAAUGUUGACAUUUGCCAAAGAGGCUUAUACUUGUGAAGGAUUAAUAUCAAGUUCGAAAUGAUUUUUUUUAAUCCUUUGCAGAACAAGGACGGGUAAUCAUUUAUGGUCUAGAUCCGUAUUUUAAAAACUGCCUUCUAUUUUAACAUUUUUUAGCUGGGACACCAU